CGCCCUUUGCCAUAUAUUGGCAUUGUUUUUUAAUAGAAUAUAGAACCAGGGCAGGCAUUGGCUGAAACACCAGAAACCAGAAAUAUGAGCACCUAUCAGCAAAGCAGCGAGGGGAAGUUUAUCCCGGCCACAAAGCGUCCAGAUGGCACUUGGCGCAAGGCGCGUCGUGUGAAGGAUGGAUAUGUGCCCCAGGAGGAGGUGCCGUUGUACGAGAGCAAGGGCAAGCAGUUUGUCGCCCAAAGACAGACUGGAGUUCCGCCUGGCAUGUGCCCCAUUCUCGCGGCAGAGUCAAAGAAAGAACGCGAGAAGCAGGAGCGAACGAGAGCCAAGAAGCAGGACAAGGACAAGGAUGGAAUUGCACCAAGUGGCAGCAGUGCCGGAUCCCCGCUCAAGGUUAGCAGUCAACCCUCGAACGACAGCAAGGCCAAUGUCAAUGUGAUAUCAGACGCUCUGGCGGAUAAAUUGACGCUCAACGUGCCCGAAGAUGUCGACACGGAGAAGCAGUUGAAAAAGCUACGCAAGAAAAUCCGAGAAAUCGAGCAAAUCGAGAGCAGGAUUCAGGCCGGCGAACACAAAAAGUUGGACAAAGAUCAGCUGGACAAGGUGAAAAAGAAAGCCGAAAUCCUAAAGCAGCUAGCGGCACUGGAGAACAGCAGCGAUUCUGCACAAUCAUAGCAAAAUGUUGAACUUAACUCGCUGUAUCUGUCUCUGCCUCUGCCUUAGUCGGCAGGCAUUUCUAACGCUUACACUUAAACUUAAAGAUUACACACCAGACCUGAUGAUGUCGCGUCACUCUGCCCGGAAAGCCCAAACACACACACUCAUUUAUGCCUGUUAAAUAGUUCUACAUAUUAGUUAUAGUUUAAGAAAUGCCAUGUUAGACAUAUAUAUGUAUCGGAUAAUUGUGUAUCAUCAGAGUGCAUCUGUCUUCAAUGUUCAGUUUCAUUUCAUUUGGAUUCAAGGAAUCGCCGGGUGUAUUUGCGUAGGAAAAAAACAAAAACAAUAUUGUAAAUCAGAUUUAAUAAAUCAACAAAACUCUCUUUUAUGGAUAUGUCCGCUAA
This is a messenger RNA of Drosophila guanche, 1061 nucleotides long. It is a transcript of the gene Pym, whose product is annotated as partner of Y14 and mago. Gene Ontology annotation, molecular function: RNA binding. Gene Ontology annotation, cellular component: exon-exon junction complex; cytoplasm. The transcript has a single exon. The coding region runs from base 85 to 675 and encodes 196 amino acids. Gene Ontology annotation, biological process: exon-exon junction complex disassembly. Lineage: Eukaryota; Metazoa; Arthropoda; Insecta; Diptera; Drosophilidae. The record is from RefSeq and is a predicted model, not a curated record.